CUUGUAUGCCAGUUGCCGAAGUUCUAAGCUCAUCAACCAAUGGCGAUUACCGAUUUAACAAAAAACCAAGCAUCAAGAGUGGAAGAAGAAGAAGAAGAAGAAGAAUUAUUAAGCUUAGAGUGCAGAGAGCUCCUUGUUUCCCUCCCCAAAGAGAGAGGUUGGCGAACUCAGUAUCUGUAUCAGUUCCAGGGCUUCUGGUGUCAGGCUAAAGAGAUCCAAUCCAUUCUCUCGUUCCAGAAACACUUCAAAGCCAAAGACACCGACGUGGUGCUGGCCACCAUACCUAAAUCCGGCACCACCUGGUUGAAGGCCUUGGCCUUUGCCGUCCUCAAUCGCAAAUGUUACCCGCCUUUUGAUCAUGAUAAAAACCAUCCCUUACUUCAUUCCAAUUCCCAUGACCUCGUACCCUUUUUCGAGUACAGACUUUACUCUGACAAUAAGAUUCCGAAUCUAUCAGAUUUUCAUGAUCCUAGACUUUUUGCUACUCAUAUCCCCUUUUCAUCACUUCCAGAAUCAAUCAAGAUCUCAAAAUGUCGGAUUGUUUAUAUUUGUCGGAGCCCCCUCGACACUUUCGUCUCUUCUUGGCAUUUUAUCAACAAGGUAAAACCAGAAUCGCAAGCUCAGCUAUCUCUGGAGGAAGC
Rubroshorea leprosula is the source of this 641-nucleotide messenger RNA. The record is from the annotation of a GenBank genome assembly. NCBI's taxonomy places the organism in Eukaryota, Viridiplantae, Streptophyta, Magnoliopsida, Malvales, Dipterocarpaceae.